AUGCGUUCCGCGCGCUCCCUACGAAGGACCAACCCCAUCACCAUCGUGCUCGCUGCGCUUCUCUGUUUUGGCUUCCUGUUCUUCAUAUUCUCUUCCGAUGCCGACAGCUCGAUAAGCCCGCACCAGCUGCGCACCUCCGCUGCCAAUGCGCUGUCGCCGCCGUCGAUGCCGUUCCGGAAGCCCAAGGGCGACGCCGAGCUGGCUCCUCCUCCGGUCGUGCAUUACCACAUGAACAACCUCACCACCACGAGCGAUCCUGUCGGCAACCACGAGUCCGUCCUCAUCCUGACCCCGAUGGCGCGCUUCUAUCAGGAAUACUGGGACAACCUCCUGAAGCUGAGCUACCCCCACGAGCUCAUCUCGCUUGGUUUCAUAUUACCAAAGACACGGGAAGGAAACGCCGCCACUGCCGCCCUCCAAGAGCAGAUUGCAAAGACGCAGAAGGGGCCCCAGAAGAAGCGCUUCAAAAGUAUCACCAUCCUGCGCCAGGACACCGAGAUCCCGCUGCAGUCGCAGGAGGAGUCUGAGCGCCACAAGCUGGAGAACCAGAAGUCAAGGCGCGCAGCAAUGUCCAAGGCGCGCAACUCGUUGCUGUUCACGACCUUGGGGCCGACGACGUCUUGGGUGCUCUGGCUGGAUUCGGACGUCGUGGAAACACCUCCAUCUCUUAUCCAGGACCUUGCGUCGCACAACAAGCCGAUCAUUGUUCCCAACUGCUACCAGCGCUACUACAACGAGGACUCCAAGAAGAUGGAAAUCCGGCCGUACGACUUCAACUCCUGGAUUGAUAGCCCCACGGCGCAGGAUCUGGCCAAAGGCAUGGGCAAGGACGACAUUUUGCUGGAGGGCUAUGCCGAGAUGGCGACGUAUCGCUCGCUGAUGGCGUACAUGAAGGAUGGUGGCGAUGGCAACCAGGACAAGGAAAUAGAGCUCGAUGGCGUUGGCGGCACGGCUUUGCUGGUUAAGGCGGACGUCCACAGAGAUGGGGCCAUGUUCCCGCCCUUCGCGUUCUACCAUCUGAUUGAAACCGAAGGGUUUGCUAAGAUGGCGUCGAGAUUGGGGUGGAAAAGCUACGGGUUACCCAACUAUCUUGUAUACCACUAUAACGAAUAA
Molecule: messenger RNA, 1113 nt
Organism: Lasiodiplodia theobromae
Lineage: Eukaryota; Fungi; Ascomycota; Dothideomycetes; Botryosphaeriales; Botryosphaeriaceae
Product: Alpha- mannosyltransferase
Exons: 2
Coding region: 1-1113 (370 amino acids)
Biological process (GO): cell wall mannoprotein biosynthetic process; protein N-linked glycosylation
Cellular component (GO): mannan polymerase complex
Molecular function (GO): alpha-1,6-mannosyltransferase activity
Source: RefSeq, a predicted model, not a curated record